Molecule: messenger RNA, 768 nt
Organism: Aspergillus thermomutatus
Lineage: Eukaryota; Fungi; Ascomycota; Eurotiomycetes; Eurotiales; Aspergillaceae
Exons: 6
Coding region: 1-768 (255 amino acids)
Source: RefSeq, a predicted model, not a curated record
AUGGCCGCCAUCGGCGACUCCUACUCGGCCGCAAUUGGCGCUGGUGACCGGCUUGGAACUAUUGUCGAAGCACUUGACCCGGAGAGUGCAGCACACACGUUACAGUUCGAGUCAUGUUCUGGUGCAGUCAUAGCCAAUGUCAUCAACGACCAGAUCCCUAACAUCAGCGGGAACCAGCAGGUUAUAUUGCUAUCAGCCGGUAGCAAUGAUGCUGAGCUCUCAAACAUUCUGAACCAGUGUAUCUUCCAAUGGGCCGUAUUGAACCCCGAUCAAGUAGAUGUGGCAAAGGCAGCCACUCUUGCAGAUUCAAAUUAUGCAUGGGCGAAGAACUUUGACUGGGACUCAUUAGGUCUUGGCUGCGAUGGGCAGUUGGCUCGCACAAAACAACUCAUUGCUGGGGAUGCCUUCAGCAAGAGCCUGGAUUCCGUUAUCUCGGCGGCAAAGGCAGAGCUAGGAUCAGAUGGCAUGAUCUACUACACUGGGCAUUCGGCUGCAGUACAGAGAGCCGGUGACAAAGUCAAGUUUGUAGACUACGACUCUUACGUGGCCGCUUUUGUGAAGACGGUGUCGACGAAUCAACGGAUGAAAGCAACACAAGAACCGGUCUCGUGUUCUACGAGCGCAAUACUUGGGACCCCCUCGGCCGUAAUCCCUGGAAACGAAGCCAGGACGGUCCUCGGCUAUGUGCGAACCGGAUACCUUGGCGUGAGCCAACAGAAAUUCCUCACACGGCUAGGCUCAGGCAACUUAGCGGAUUGGACCGCCUAG